AAUCGAAUUCCGCUCAUCACCAUCAGCCGAGAGAAAGCGGUUCGCUGGAGUUUAGAGUUUUCAGAACUCAUCAAAAAUGGAUCAGUCGUCGGCGGUCGGGGCCACAACGAUUUCGUCCUCCUCGCUUUCGACCGCCUCCAACGUGCUGACACACGCGCCGGACGCAUCGCACAGCAGCGACAUGGAGUGCAUCAAGGAGAAUGUGAUCAUCGAUGAAAUAACUGAAGCCGAACCAACUUCCGUAACAUUGCGUUUCUGCAAACGUAAGUUCCUUCGGCCAUAUGUCAUCAUACUAGCCAUGGCUGGACUUCGACCGAAUUCCAGUGACGUAGAAUUUCUUGGACGUUGCGUUGGACAUCUACAAACUAUCCUGGUGCUGCUGUUUCUGUUCAUUGGCUACAUAUUACAAUUUAUGUGUGGUUUCAGACGAGACCGUGGGUUUAUAGGACCAAAUCAAUCUACACCGCUCUCGACCACACCAUCCGCAUUAUCGACAGCCACAUCGAUGUUCCCAGACACGGUGAAACUGUAUCCCAAAUGGACAUCCCCAGAUCAGACGAUAGACGAUUAUGAUGGAAACAACAACAUAACACUAAACACGCAUGAACCAGGACAUCUAGGACUGCUUGCUUCGGGUGAGGCCAUCUUCACCUAUCUCGUUCCUGCUUUGCUGCAUCUGAACGGAUACCUACUGGCGGUAUUCAUUUAUCGAUUCGCCGAUAACGAGCAGCUGCAGAGUCUCGUCGAAAGGGUCUUUAUCCUCAGCAGCAAUCCGCGUCGGUUGGUGUUGACACUUUGGCUGUACUUCGGACUGGGGAUGGUUUGGCUGGGCGUCUCCAUCGCCUACGUAACGCUGCUGGGUGUUGAUGGGAUCACCGUUUUCGAGCGAUUUUUAUCGUUCGGAUGGACCGGAGCGUUGACAGGGUGGACAGCCGAGGUGGUGCGAUCGUUGCUUAUAGUGAUGCUGUUUUUCCACGACCUCGUACAGAUGGUAGUGAUUGUGAGUUAUGGUUUAAUGUGUUACAUGUUGCGAUGUUAUCUGAAGGCGCUAAAGGAAAAGCUGCUGCUGCACACGAUCGAACCACUGAACUGGAUGCGGGAGAUCUGCGAAUUCCGGAAGCUGCUACACCAUCUGAACACGAAAAUAUCGCUUCCGGUCGCAAGCCUAACCGUGCUGAACCUCAGCUACGCCGUCUCGAGCGUGGCGCAUCUGUUCCACGAUAUGACGGCCUGUCCGAUUAACAUCUUCACCGCCAGCCUCGCCAACAUUCUGCUGUGGCUGGUCAUCGCGCUGAUGCCGUUCUUCCAGGCCGCCAGCCUAACCGUCACCUGCCGUCAAACGCAAUCCUGCGGCCAUCUGAUAAGCAUUCGCCCAUUCGUUCACCGUAACACGUCGUCCGAAGAUCUGAACACCGUACUGCUGUAUGCGUCCUCGCUAAAGAUGUCAGCCAAAUUGUUCCGGAUGCCCGUCAGCGCCCACUAUCUAUGCUUUCUUGUGCUCGUCUGCUUCAUCGGUGUGCUGACGUUCGGAAUGUGCCUCAACAUAUCGCUCGGCCGAUGGUAG
This is a messenger RNA of Anopheles maculipalpis, 1564 nucleotides long. RefSeq lists its product as uncharacterized. NCBI's taxonomy places the organism in Eukaryota, Metazoa, Arthropoda, Insecta, Diptera, Culicidae. The transcript is spliced from 7 exons. The record is from RefSeq and is a predicted model, not a curated record. Bases 77 to 1564 code for a protein of 495 amino acids.